CAUGCAAGUUCAAGUCCCUCAUUCAAAAAAUAUUUCUUGCUUUCUCUUGCUACGCAGAUACCAAAUAAUAGGAAGCAAAAAUAAGUUAAGGAGAGAGAAUUAAUACAACGUCCCAAGCUAACAUGGCCCGCUCUUAUAAGGAAUUCGAGCCGUCGUUUGAUGAGAAACAGGAGGAUGGAUGUGUUACCGUCGUCAUCAGUCUUCCUGAAUUCAAAAAGGAUCAACUAAGAAUCCAACUGGACAACUAUGGCAAUAUGAAGAUCAGCGGGGAGCGCCAAAUCGACAGCAACAAAUGGAACCGCUUUCGCAAGUACAUUCGUGUGCCCAAGGACUGUAUCCUGAGCAAAAUCAGUGCAAAAUUUGAGAACGGAGCUCUCUACGUGACCAUGCCGAAAACGACCACUCAAGCCCGCUGGUCCACACUCGGUCGACGCGGUUUUUUAUUUGGAUUGAACAUGCCCAAGAAAAUGGUUGUGGGUGUGGUGAUAGGUACUGUGGUUGUGGUGGCACUUGGGAUUUAUGUAGCAUACAAUGUUAGAUCCCAAGAGAGAAAUGUGGAUUGAAUAUAGCAUUAUGUUUUCACUGAUGAAGCUAUUUUCUAAUUGGAUUGUACUUUGUGAUACAUCAUCAAUAUCUAAAUGUUUUUGGGUGUUUCUGCUUUCAAAAAGUAUAUAUAGGCACUAAAAAAGGACACUUUUCUGUAA
Molecule: messenger RNA, 704 nt
Organism: Magnolia sinica
Lineage: Eukaryota; Viridiplantae; Streptophyta; Magnoliopsida; Magnoliales; Magnoliaceae
Product: inactive protein RESTRICTED TEV MOVEMENT 2-like
Exons: 2
Coding region: 123-563 (146 amino acids)
Source: RefSeq, a predicted model, not a curated record